UUACGCGCACGACGCACGACGCGACCCCGUGGCGCGCGGCCACGAACGUCGCCACGGUCGCCAUGACGGAGUCGCGCCACCCGCCGUCCGGCUGCGCGAUGUUCGGCAUCUACAGCAGCAUGUUCCGCCGCCGCCGCUCCGCCUCCAUGACCUCCUUGCACCGGAUCAACGGUUCCCCCGACGCAUCUUCCGACGCCGAGGCCGAGGCCGCUCCCGCGCCCGUGCAGGUGAACCCGGCGCAUCGGAAGGCCGGCGUCAACGAGGACUCCUCCCUGAUGCGCCGCCCGAACGCCCUGCCCAUGCCGGUGGCGAAUGGCGCCGUUGCCCGCGCCGCUCCACCGGGCAGAGAUAGGAGCAGGCCGGCCAAGAUGGCGAACGGCACGAAUCCCGCGGCGGAGUACACCGGCAUGGCCGCGGAGCUCGACAAGAUGCUCCUCGACCACCAGAAGGUCAAGGGCACCACGCAGCUGGUGCGUGCCACCUCCGGCAACAUGAUGCUGCACCGCAACCUCGGCAACCUCAACGCCGGGGCCUCGGGCGCGUCGGCGCGCAACUCAGUGGACCGCAACGCGAAGGCGGCGAACGAGAGAAAGGCGCCGAACGGGUACGCGUUCUCGGGUAUGGGGAACAUUGUCAAGGAGGCCAAGCCGGAGGGCGAGCUGUGCCGGGCGCUGUCGCACCGGACGGACCCCGAGAAGCUCAAGGAGAUGGGCAACGAGGAAUACCGCCAGGGGCAUUACGCGGAGGCAGUGGCGCUCUACGACCAGGCCAUCAUGAUGGACGCGAGGCGGCCGGCCUACUGGAGCAACAAGGCGGCCGCGCUCGCCGCGCUGGGGCGGCUCAUCGAGGCCGUCGGUGACUGCAAGGAGGCUGUCCGGAUCGAUCCGUCGUAUGACCGCGCGCACCACCGGCUUGGCGGCUUGUACCUCAGAUUAGGAGAACCUGACAAAGCCAUCCACCACUUCAAGCAAUCGCCCAAGGAGUCCACGGGCGCAGACGUUUCGCGCGCGCAGUCGGUGAAGAGCCGCAUCGCGAAAUGCAACGACGCGCGCAAGCUCAAGAACUGGAUCACGGUGCUCCAGGAAUCGCAGGCCGCCGUGUCCGACGGCACGGACUGCGCUCCACAGAUGAUGGCGCUGCAAGCCGAGGCGCUGCUGAGGCUUCAACGGCACGACGAGGCGGACGCGGUGUUCGGCGGGGCGGUGCGGUUCGGCGUCGAUGAGUCAACCAAGCUCUUCGGCACGAUCGGCCACGCCUACGUGCUCAUCGUCCGCGCACAGGUCGACAUGGCAGCAGGAAGGUUCGAGGAAGCGGUGGCGACGGCGCAGACGGCGUGCCAGCUGGACCCGAGCAACAGGGAGGUCGCGAACGUGCACCGGAGGGCCAAGGCGGCUGCGGCGGCGCGGCUGCGCGGCAACGACCUCUUCAAGGCCUCCAAGUUUGCCGAGGCGUGCGCCGCGUACGGCGAGGGCCUCGACAGGGAGCCAAGCAACGCCGUGCUGCUCUGCAACCGCGCGGCCUGCCACGCGAAGCUCGGGCGGCACGAGAAGGCUGUCGAGGACUGCAGCGGUGCGCUCGCCGUGCGGCCGGCGUACAGCAAGGCGCGGCUCAGGAGGGCCGACUGCAACGUCAAGUUGGAGAGGUGGGAAGCGUCGUUGAGAGAUUACCAGGUGCUGAUCCAAGAGCUCCCGGAGAAUGAGGACGUGAAGAAGGCUCUCUCUGAGGUCGAAGCCAAGCUCAAGAACCAAAGGAAUGGAGCCGCUUCAGGCAGAUAUCAGAAUUGACAUUAUGUAACUAUAAACCACUUCUCUAAUUUUUGCAGCUCGUAUUCUACAUUCAAACAGGGAAAACAUUCAAAAUAAUCUGCCGAACAGGAGUGUCGGAUUGAACAGAGUUGGCCAAUUACCUAUUGAACAGACUUCUGUAGAUUGUUUACAUACUGAAACAGAACAAUUAUGAAUCAGAGUGUAUACUUUUAAGUCUUGGCCUAAUGAUACAAGUGUCGGUUCUAACCAACUUCAGUGCUCUUUAUCUACUUUAAUUUUAACUAGUUAGGUGCUAACAACAUUAUAUGGGCAUGCGCAGAUAAAGAAAUCAACAGUUGUUUUGAAAAUUAGGCAGAUUCCCUUGUCUGCGCAUCAUCCUUUUAAUUAAAACAAAGCACUGGCAUGUUGA
Phragmites australis (common reed) is the source of this 2175-nucleotide messenger RNA. Its product is annotated as TPR repeat-containing thioredoxin TTL4-like. The record is from RefSeq and is a predicted model, not a curated record. The coding region runs from base 63 to 1784 and encodes 573 amino acids. The transcript is spliced from 5 exons. Gene Ontology annotation, cellular component: cytoplasm. Gene Ontology annotation, molecular function: identical protein binding. Lineage: Eukaryota; Viridiplantae; Streptophyta; Magnoliopsida; Poales; Poaceae.